Messenger RNA from Pungitius pungitius (ninespine stickleback), 2293 nucleotides. RefSeq names its product oligodendrocyte transcription factor 1 (gene olig1). The coding region runs from base 268 to 1041 and encodes 257 amino acids. NCBI's taxonomy places the organism in Eukaryota, Metazoa, Chordata, Actinopteri, Perciformes, Gasterosteidae. Gene Ontology annotation, cellular component: nucleus. Gene Ontology annotation, molecular function: protein dimerization activity; DNA-binding transcription factor activity, RNA polymerase II-specific; E-box binding. Gene Ontology annotation, biological process: axon development; sensory organ development; positive regulation of transcription by RNA polymerase II. The record is from RefSeq and is a predicted model, not a curated record. The transcript has a single exon.
GAUAAAACCGAGCUGCCACUUAAGGGAAGCUCUCAUUCACUCACAAACCUCUGAAGCCCAAAGUAAACAACGCUUGGGCUGGAUGGCAGCGGUCGACAGGUGGAGGGAAUAAGGUUUGGAUUUCUUGCACUUUGCAGAUUUAAAAAAAAAAAAAAAAAAAAGCACAAGGCAGGUAUUUCUGCUCAGGCUGUUUUUGGCGUGGCUCCUGAAACUUUGUUUCACCAAGAAGAGUCGAGCCCUGAAGCGCAGCCCGGCUCCCAGCGGACUAUGAACGGGCUGUCGAACCCAGCGACCAGGGCCCAGGAGCAGCCCCUCCCCCAUCACCGCGUCCCCGGCUCAGCGCAGGACCCGCCCCGCCGCCCCGCCGGGUUCCACCCGAGCCCCCGCCUCCACCCCGCCGCCGCGCUCGCCCUCCACGGCGCCCACAGGCCGACCAAACCUCAGAGAGAGCUGAGCGCCGAGGAGCAGCAGGAGCUCAGGAGGAAGAUCAACAGCCGCGAGAGGAAGCGCAUGCAGGACCUGAACAUCGCCAUGGACGCCCUGAGGGAGGUCAUGGUGCCUUACGCCGCCUCGCCGUCAGCCGCCUCGUCCCCGCCGACCCACCAGCACGGGGCCCCCCCGGGCCGAAGGCUCUCCAAGAUCUCCACCCUGGUUCUGGCCAGGAACUACAUCCUCCUUCUCAGUUCGUCCCUGCAGGAGAUGCGGCGGCUGCUGGGGGAGGUGAGCGUCGGGAUGGGGGUGAGCGCGGGGCCGGCGCCCCGCCUGCUGCUCACCGGAGGGUGGCCCCUCAUAUCGGGCCCCAGUCAGCUGCUCCUCACCCAGGAGUCCCUCCUCAACGCAGCGGCCUCCUCCUCCUCUUCGUCCGCUCCGUCGUCGUCUGCUGCCAAAUGUCCGCUGCUGUCUCCGGGCCCCAUGGAGGCGGCACUGGCUCCUGUGCACUGGGGCUCUGCGGGGGCCUCGGGGGGGCCCCUGUGCCCCUGCGGGGUCUGUAGACUGCCCAGAUUCAGCCACUCCGCUCCCGCUCCGAGAUUCACAAAGUGACACGUUUCAAUUUAAGAGACUUCAUGACUGUUCUGAUCUUCUUUUUUUUUAUAAAUGAAUUGCUAUUUUUCUAACAGUUGUAAUUUCUGGUUUCAUAAUAUUUUACUGCAACAACUCACACUUUCCUAACCUGAUGGAUCAACUGUGUAUGUGGGAAGCUAGAUUGUGUUGGAAGCCAACAUAAUAGUGGCCUUUUUGGAUGGGAGACAACAUACCAAGUAUUAAUCCUCUUGUUUCAUGAGCAGAGAUCUGUGGGUUACUUUAACGCUUCUUGAAGAAAGUGUGGGCUGUGAUGAUUGUGAUGAUUGUGAUGAUUGUGAUGAUUGUGUUGUGGUGGCGUUUGAUUGAGGUGAGGUAGCUUCUUGGUUGAAAAGAAGGUGACAAUAUCAGGAAAUGGAAUAAAAGUUAUAGUAUAAUAUUUGACAGCAGUGAAAAGCAGAUGGACAUGGACUCAUCCUCAGCUCUUUGGAUGAGUUCACAUGAGAGAUUUUUGUUUUUGUGUUUUUUUUUCUGUGCUUUUCUAACUGGUUUAAAAUGGGCUGGCUCACAUAAUAAAAGUCACACUUGUCCUUACUCUGUAGAAAAUAUGUUAGCCUGCUCUUUUCUUGGUGUAAUUAAGCGAAUAUAUGAUUUUUUUAACAUACAAUUACUGUACAAAAAGUGACAUCACAUCACACAUAUUUAUUUUUAAAUAACAGAGGAAUCCCAGGAACUACAAUUGGUCCUUUUUAAACAAUCCUGUCUUAGAAAUGACAUUUGGAUGAUUGUUAUUUCCAAAUUCUGUACAUUCUAAUGAGAAUCCUCAUUGCCGUUUUGAUUAUCUUUCGUUCCAUCCAAUAAGUGAACCAAAAAAAUGUUCCAUUUACAUUACAUCACAUCCUUUGACAGCACUGAUUAGGAAAGCAGAAGUCAUUUGGUCAAGGUAAUCAAAUAGUUAAUAAGCACGUCAUGUGUUGACCUUUAACUAUGUGCUGUGAAUGCACUUUGCAAGUGAAUAUUUUACUGACAUUCAUUUUGAAAAAUUGGCAAAUACGUUAAUAAUGUGUCCAUUCAGUUAUUAUAUCAUUCUAAAAUGAUUCAGUGGUGCUUUUACACUCUUCCUUAAUUGUAUUAUUGCAAAGUCAUUUCCUCAUAGUUUGUAAAGAUUAAGCCAUCCCUUUUUGUCACUGUCGUAUUGUCCUCACUCGUGUAAAGUAAAGAAAGUAAAGACGUCCCUUAUAGAGGUCUUUUAUCCGCUCAGUGCAGGAUCUGC